AUGUGGUGUGUUGAUAAGGAGCCAGAAGAUGAAGAUCUCCAUUUUUUGGAGCCUCUUUUGAAAAAUAAUUCCAAUCAACAUAAUGAUGACGAUGGACAAGAAUCAAGUGUCAGUGGAAAGAGUGUAACACCGUAUGCAAAUGCCAAUCUUUUUAGUAUUUUAACUUUUUCAUGGAUAGGACCUUUGCUUGCACUUGGGUAUAGAAAAACGCAGGAUCUUGAAGAUGUUCCACAUCUUGGUAAUUGUGAUAGUGCCAAUGUGGUCUUUGCUCGCUUUAGAAGCAAUCUUGAACCUAGUGAUAAUAAUGGUAAUAGUGAUCAAGUAAGCACACUUAAGUUGGUGAAGGCAUUGAUUCUCUCAACAAGGAAAGAAAUUCUAUGGAUGGGUAUAUUCUAUAUUUUAUGCACACUGGCUUCUAAUGUUGGACCAUAUCUUAUUGAUGCUUUUGUUCAGAUAGCCACAUUCCUCUGUCUAAAUGAUCUUCAUCCGAAUAUAGUACAAAAGCUUCCAAGAGACGGUGCCAAGGUUGUAGUUGAGAUAGAAAAUGGAAAUUUCUCUUGGGACCUUCAUUCCUCUAACCUCACGUUAAAAGAUCUUAAUUUUCAAGUGUACCAUGGUAUGAAAGUAGCUGUUUGUGGUUCUGUUGGGUCAGGCAAGUCAAGCCUACUUUCAUGCAUAUUGGGGGAAGUGCCGAAGGUAUCUGGAGCCUUUAGGUUGAAUGGAACGAAGGCCUAUGUUGCACAAUCACCUUGGAUACAAAGUGGUAAAAUAAUAGACAAUAUAUUGUUUGGUAAGGAGAUGGACAAGGAAAGUGUUGUGGAUGCUCAUACAGGAAAUCAUCUAUUUAAGGAAUGUUUGCUGAAAAUUUUGGGUUCAAAAACAGUAAUUUAUGUUACCUAUCAAGUAGAGUUUUUACCUUCUGUUGUUCUUAUCUUGGUUAUGAGAGAUGGAAGGAUUACUCAAGCAGGAAAGUAUGAAGAAAUUCUUAGUUCAGGAACUAACUUUAUGGAAUUAGUGGGUAUACAUACGAAAGCUUUGGCAAACCUUAAUUUGGUCAAACAUGGGGCUUCUUUGCCUAAUUCUGUUAAUGGUGAGAAAGAGGAAAAUAUGUUAUCCCUACUCAUUGUAACUGUUGGAUACAAGACCGCCACUCUUCUCUUCAACAAAAUGCAUUUAUGCAUUUUUCGUGCUCCCAUGUCAUUUUUUGAUUCUACUCCUAUCGGAAGGAUUCUAAAUCAGGCAUCCUUAGAUCAAAGUGCAGUUGAUACGUCUAUUCCACAUCAAACCGAAGAACUUCUUAUCUCAAUCAUAGAAUUCUUGGGAACAGCUGCAGUAAUGUCACAGGUUGCUUGGAAAAUGUUAAUAGUUUUUAUUCCGAUGACUUUGACAUGCAUUUGGUACCAGGUCUGGUAUGCCCCACACCUUCCUCUUGUCUUGCGAGGUCUCACAUGCACUUUCUCUGGAGGGAUGAAGAUUGGCAUUGUUGGACGAACAAGAAGUGGCAAAUCAACUUUUGUACAUGCUCUCUUCCGUAUGCUUGAACCUACAGUUGGUCAAAUUUGGGUAGAUGCUUUAGACAAAUGCCACCUUGGUGAUGAAAUUAGAAAGAAGGAAGGGAAGUUUGAUUCUACAGUGACUGAAAAUGGAGAGAAUUGGAGCAUGGGCCAAAGGCAGCUAGUUUAUUUAGGGCGAGUAUUACUCAAGAGGAGCAAAGUGUUAGUACUCGAUGAAGCUACUGCAUCAAUGGAUACUAUGACUAACUACCUAAUUCAGAAAACGCUUAGUCAACACUUCUCAGGGUCUACUGUCAUCACAAUUGCACAUAGGAUAACAUCAAUUCUUGAUGUUGAUAUGGUCUUCCUUCUUGAUAAUGGGCUUAUACUGGAAUAUGAUUCCCCAACCAAAUUGCUAGAGAUCAAAUCUUCAUCAUUUGCAAAACUUGUUAAGGAGUAUACUGGAAGAUGUAGUUACUAGUCUUUAACAAGCUAAAUGAGUUUUGAAUGUUCAAAGUAAACAGGUUGCAUUAGACUAAGGUGCAUUACUAUCCUGAUUAAGACAAAAAUUUAUUAGGAGAUCGAGGCUACAUGUAAGCAUUUGAAUUGGCAUUGUCAUUCAGUUGAAGUAUUGGAAUAGUAAAGAAG
This is a messenger RNA of Telopea speciosissima, 2141 nucleotides long. RefSeq names its product ABC transporter C family member 7-like. The record is from RefSeq and is a predicted model, not a curated record. Gene Ontology annotation, molecular function: ATP binding; ABC-type transporter activity; ATP hydrolysis activity. Gene Ontology annotation, biological process: transmembrane transport. Gene Ontology annotation, cellular component: vacuolar membrane; plant-type vacuole. Bases 1 to 1974 code for a protein of 657 amino acids. NCBI's taxonomy places the organism in Eukaryota, Viridiplantae, Streptophyta, Magnoliopsida, Proteales, Proteaceae. The transcript has 11 exons.